ACAGUUAAGAGUAGUAAAGAGAACAGCCGAUUUGUGUUAUAUCCGUGUUAAGCAUUAGCUUAACGUAAACUAUCGAAUCGCAGGAAUUUUGUUUCGUGUUAAACUGGAUACUUCUUUGUUAUUGCUUUGUUUUGGGGCAACAAAAACGUGCGAUUUCACAAAAUGGACAGCGAAAUGUCGGACAUAGAUCUUGUACCAGGACCUGAAACCAGCAGUAUGGAAGGAGAGAAUGCACCACUUUACUGUGUCUGUCGGAAACCAGACAUCAACUGCUUCAUGAUCGGCUGUGACAACUGCAACGAGUGGUUCCAUGGACACUGCAUUAAUAUAACUGAGAAGAUGGCAAAGGCAAUCCAGGAGUGGUACUGCAUGAGAUGCAAAGAUGAAAACCCAUCUUUGGAAGUAAAAUAUAGAUCAAAGAAAAACCGUGAGAAGGACGUUGAUUCUGACAGAGCCGAAAGACAAUACAGCACCCCAAGCACUCCAGACUAUAAAAGUGAAAGACGUCGUGGAUCUAAAGUGAAACGGUCUGUCCGAAUGUGUGGGGAGUGUGAGCCCUGUAGGAGGACUGAAGACUGUGCCCAGUGUGACUUCUGCAAGGACAUGAAGAAGUUUGGAGGCCCAAACAAAAUCAGACAGAAGUGCAGGUUCAGGCAGUGUGAAGUUCGAGCCAGGAAAAUGCUGCGUGUGAAGGAUGAGGAAUUCUCUUUGCGUGAAAGGAGGGAGAAUUCCCACCACAGACGGAGGCGGUACUCUGAGGACUAUGACAGUGAGGCGGAUCUCUACCAGCAGUACAAAGCGGCCAGACUUGAUGACAUGGCAUGGGCUAGUGAUGAUGACGAAGAACCGGCUUUUAGUCCCGUUAUGCGUAAGAAAGCUAUAAAGGUGAAACAUGUCAAGAGACGAGAAAAGAAAUUUGACAAAAAAAAAGAGUCACGUCGCCACAAGCAAAAGCAGAAACAUAAAGACAGAAACAGACACAGCGAGAGGGGGGAUUUCCGGGACAGUGGAAGUCGUCAGUGUUUGGGGCCGAACUGUGUGGAAGCAGCAAGAACCAACUCCAAAUACUGCUCUGAAGACUGUGGCAUGAAGUUAGCAGCCAACCGGAUCUAUGAGAUCCUCCCACAGCGUAUCCAGCAGUGGCAGCAGAGUCCUUGCAUCGCCGAGGAGCACGGUAAGAAGCAGCUGGAGCGCAUCCGCAGGGAACAGCAGAAUGCCCGGCUGCGCCUUACCGACAUGGAGCGCCGCUUCCAUGAGCUGGAGGGCAUCAUUGCCAAGGCCAAGCAGCAGGCGGUGCAGCAAGACGAGGAGGUGAAUGAAGGUGACAGCGAGGACACGGACCUGCAGAUUUUCUGUGUCUCCUGCAGCCAUCCUGUCAAUCCCAAAGUGGCACUGAGACAUAUGGAGAGAUGUUAUGCAAAGUAUGAGAGUCAGACCUCCUUUGGUUCCAUGUACCCUACAAGAAUAGAGGGUGCAACCAGACUCUUCUGUGAUGUUUACAACCCCCAAAGCAAGACAUAUUGCAAAAGGCUUCAGGUUUUGUGUCCAGAACAUUCUAGAGAUCCCAAGGUUCCGGUAGACGAGGUGUGCGGAUGCCCGCUUGUGAAGAAUGUGUUUGAGCUGACAGGAGAGUAUUGCAGAGUCUCCAAAAGAAAGUGCAACAAACAUUACAACUGGGAAAAGCUGAGGAGAGCUGAGGUGGACCUGGAGCGAGUCAGGGUGUGGUACAAGCUGGAUGAGCUCUUUGAACAGGAGCGAAACGUCAGGACUGCUAUGACCAACAGAGCUGGUCUCCUCGCUCUGAUGUUGCACCAAACUAUUCAGCACGACCCCUUGACAACUGAUCUCCGUAGCAACAAGGAUAGGUAGUCAACAUCGUCUGCUUCUGUUUUUGGAUCUUCAGAUCUCUGUGCAUAACAUCAUAUUUUAAUAAGGAUGUAAACUUCUAUGUUGUUAAAAGACUUUUUUUGAAAACAGAUUUUUUUUCUAAGUAGAUCAUUUUAAUGUAUGUUAAUAUAUAUUUUUCUGGUAGUGGCACAGAAGCCACUGCUGUUUGGAUAAACUGCUGUUUUUCUGUGAACACCCUGAAUAACCAUGUUUAGGUGUGUGUGUGUGCGCGCUUGCAAAAGUGAUAUGAAUUAAAAUCACACUUUAUUGAAAAUGGUGUUUAAAAAAGUAAAAAGGAGUGCUUCUUUUUGGUUGAUGAAUGGGGGGGGAAAUAGCCUUCAAGGUGCUCGCUGGUACAGGGGUAAUGAUGUGGCAAAGAAAGGUGACCAAGGCACACUGGAGGUUGAAAAUGAAAAAGCCUUUAUUAAAAGUGGCUAUUACAUGGAAAAAAUUAAAAAUGCACCGAAGCUUUGCGGCACACUGCCUUCAUCAGGGUGACAAAUUAGUCAUGAGGACACAGGUGAAACCCAUAUAGGUAAUACCAGGAAGUGACCCAAAUGAGAGGGAAAAGGAAAAACACAAAAAACCAACAAAACCAUAAUUAACAUCAAAGUAUACAAUACAGCAUUAUAUCUGACAACACCUCUGUGUACGGUGUGGAGAUUCCUGCCAAGCAAACACAGGACAAUUAUAAAAAAUAAUUGUUUUGCUAGUUGAGGCCAGGAUGUAUCAUGGCCUUCAGUUGGAUAACGUUUCACGUUGUAGAAGGCGCUUGAGAUGGUCUCCACCCCUCCAAGAAGUAGAGACCACUCCAAUGCCCAAUGACCUGAAGUGUUUGGGGCUGUCAUGCCCAGCCUGUCUGUAAUGUUUAGUCACGGGAUACUUGUCGUUUGAAGUCCUGAUGGCCUAAAGAUGUUCAGAAACCCUGUCCCUCAGGCUGCGUUCAGUACGCCCCAAAUAAAAACAACCACACUCACACUCCAACCUGUAAAUGUCAUGUAGUAUUACAGUUAAUAAAUGGAUGGAUGUGGUAUGUUCUAGGUCCA
Melanotaenia boesemani (Boeseman's rainbowfish) is the source of this 2933-nucleotide messenger RNA. RefSeq names its product CXXC finger protein 1b (gene cxxc1b). Bases 163 to 1869 code for a protein of 568 amino acids. The transcript has 14 exons. The record is from RefSeq and is a predicted model, not a curated record. Gene Ontology annotation, molecular function: zinc ion binding; DNA binding. Gene Ontology annotation, cellular component: Set1C/COMPASS complex. Gene Ontology annotation, biological process: positive regulation of DNA-templated transcription. NCBI's taxonomy places the organism in Eukaryota, Metazoa, Chordata, Actinopteri, Atheriniformes, Melanotaeniidae.